AUGUUCUGCGACCCCUGCGACGACGCCGACGAGCUCCACGGCCACCACCACUACCUCGACAUCUGCUUCCGCUGCCGGAAACUCCUUUCCGGCAACAGAGACAUCUUCAUGUACAGAGGUGACAUGCCGUUCUGCAGCGAGGAGUGCCGGCAGGAGCAGAUCGAGAUCGACGAGGCGAGGGAGCAGCGGCUGAAGCAGACGGGGCUGGCCGAGCAGCAGCGGCAACGGCAGCUGAAGCAGAGCCCCCAGAGGAUCCCCAUCUGGGCGUGGUGA
Molecule: messenger RNA, 273 nt
Organism: Miscanthus lutarioriparius
Lineage: Eukaryota; Viridiplantae; Streptophyta; Magnoliopsida; Poales; Poaceae
Source: the annotation of a GenBank genome assembly